Messenger RNA from Myripristis murdjan (pinecone soldierfish), 1605 nucleotides. Its product is annotated as homeobox protein Hox-A10. The transcript has 2 exons. Gene Ontology annotation, cellular component: nucleus. The record is from RefSeq and is a predicted model, not a curated record. NCBI's taxonomy places the organism in Eukaryota, Metazoa, Chordata, Actinopteri, Holocentriformes, Holocentridae. Gene Ontology annotation, molecular function: RNA polymerase II cis-regulatory region sequence-specific DNA binding; DNA-binding transcription factor activity, RNA polymerase II-specific. The coding region runs from base 1 to 1137 and encodes 378 amino acids. Gene Ontology annotation, biological process: regulation of transcription by RNA polymerase II.
AUGUCAGCCAGAAAGGGCUAUCUUCUCCCCUCGCCAAAAUACACCACAAUAAUGUCAUGUUCGGACAGCCCGUCAGGGAAUGCGUUUUUAGUGGAUUCUCUUAUCAAUGGCCGCACCGAGGGCGGCGGAGGGCACUACCCGGGGAGCGCGGUGUGUGUGCCCCAUAGCACCGCCACAGAAGUGCCUUACGGACUACACAACUAUGGAUACUUCCCAGGUAUGGGUAAGCGGAGCGAGGUGGGUCCCCAAAACAUGGUUACCGCUUCAGGCGCGUACAUGUCCAGCAUGGAGAUGUGGAUGGACGCGCAGAGGUCAUGUCGAAUGGACCAAGAGCAGCCGGUAGGUCCUCAGGUCGCGCCCUGCUCGUUCCCGCAAAACAUUAAGGAGGAGAGCAACUACUGUCUCUAUGAGCCGCCGAAAUGCCCCAAAGCCUCCACCGCCGAAGAUCUCACGUAUUCGAGGUUAACUACGACCGGCUCUGGGUCGGGUUCGUGUACAGUGACGGAUGGUGGCGGCGGGGGCUCAGUGCCUGUGCCGGGCUACUUCCGCUUGUCUCAGACGCACGCACAUUCUCAUAAACUUUACAACAACGGCCCCCAGCCGAACCCUUCCCAUUCUCAUUUUGGCCUACACCCCCCUGCUCCUGCUCGCUUCCACACGCCACCAACCCCGACCUCUUCUGCUCCAGCCACGGCGCAGGAAGGGAGGAACACCGAGGAGCCUGUCUCCUCGGGAAACGCAGCCCUGCAGCCUCACGCCGCACCGGGAGACGAGGAGGCACGGGAGUCCUCAGACGCAGAAGCCUCCUCUGCUGAAGAGGCAGAGGAGCUUGACAAGGAGAGACCAGCAAAAGCCACUAAAGGAGACACAAAAAGUGAAAAUACAGCCAACUGGCUGACAGCAAAAAGCGGUCGGAAGAAAAGAUGUCCGUACACCAAGCACCAGACACUGGAGCUGGAGAAGGAGUUUCUCUUCAACAUGUACCUGACCCGAGAGCGCCGCCUAGAGAUCAGUAAGAGCGUCCACCUGACGGACAGACAGGUCAAAAUCUGGUUCCAGAACCGCAGGAUGAAACUGAAGAAAAUGACAAGGGAAAACAGGAUCCGGGAGCUCACCUCCAACUAUGGCUUUUCGUGAUGAACGAGGUGAUCAAUUUGAAAUAGCUGAGAAUUGAUGAAAUGAAUGACUCCCCUGAUCUUUUCCACUAUAGACUCAAAUUUCAUUAUGGGGCACAUCUUUUUUUCCACACAAGCUUAAUGUCAAUGCAUCGUCCUCUGUGAGCUACUGAAAAAGAAGAAAAAAAAAGAAUUGUGAAUGUUAUCGGUUCUCCUUGUUUUUUUUUUUAUUUGUUUUUUUUUAUUAUUAUUCAUGUUGUUGUGUUUUUGUGUUGUUGAUUCGUUUCUGUCACUUCUGUCGUCCCGUUGGAUAGAUGUCGUCAGUGGAGUUAAAUGAAUGCAACCUAAAAACACAGUCGUGCCCUGGGACGAGGCUUAAAAAGCCUACGUACUCCUUUUUUUCUCGCAAAAAGUCUACUUCCAAAUUGAGUCGUCCAAAUAUAAAAUAUGUUAAUUUUUGUUCAAUUGGAAUUGCAUGGUGUACCAUUAU